Molecule: messenger RNA, 1800 nt
Organism: Kuraishia capsulata CBS 1993
Lineage: Eukaryota; Fungi; Ascomycota; Pichiomycetes; Pichiales; Pichiaceae
Exons: 1
Coding region: 1-1800 (599 amino acids)
Biological process (GO): regulation of DNA-templated transcription; chromatin remodeling
Cellular component (GO): nucleus; chromatin
Source: RefSeq, a predicted model, not a curated record
AUGUCUCUUGAACAACCUAUUGUGGAGCAGACGGAGGUUCAUGAAUUAAUUCAGCAGUCCCUACCUACACCGAAGCCGGAAGAGACUAGCAGUCCGUCAUUAUCCAAUGGAUUGAAGCACGAGCACGAUGGAGAGUUGGACGGAGAGCAACCUGCUUCGAAGAAGUUGAAGGAAGGUGAGUCUGCAUCAGCCGCUGAAGCGGACGGUUCUGCAUCUUCUAUUCCACCUGCUGGAGGUUCCACAGAUUUGCCGCAAGCUCCAGCCGCAGUUCCUUUGGUGCCUGCACCCAAGCCUCCUCAAGAACCGGACAUGAACAAUCUACCGGAAAACCCUAUACCAAAACACCAGGUAAAACAUGCUUUGAAUGCCAUCAAGGCUGUCAAGAGAUUGAAGGAUGCAGGCCCAUUUCUUCAGCCUGUUGACACUGUGAAGCUCAACAUCCCACUGUACUAUAACUAUAUCCCAAGACCAAUGGAUCUAUCCACUAUUGAAAGAAAGCUUAACGCUGAUGCCUAUGAAGCCACAGAGCAUGUGGCGGAAGACUUCAACCUGAUGGUGUCAAACUGUGCGAAGUUCAAUGGUGAACAAUCGGCCAUUGCUCAGAUGGCCAGAAACAUACAGGCGAGUUUUGAAAAGCACAUGCUCAACAUGCCUCCCAAAGAGCUCCCUGCUAAUGGAUUGGCAGGCCUGAAAGGUCGUCGCAAAGUGGCCGCUGUCACAGACGUGCCUCAGAUCAGAAGGGAUAGCAACUUCGAUGGCCGUCCAAAGCGUGAGAUUCACCCACCAAAGCCCAAAGAUAUGCCAUACGACACACGGCCAAGGAAGAAGAAGUUUAUCACCGAACUGAGGUACUGCCAACAGGUGUUGAAGGAAUUAACAUCCAAGAAACACGAAUCUUUCUCAUACCCAUUCUUGGUUCCUGUUGACCCUGUUGCUCUGGACUGUCCUACUUACUUCAAGAUCGUUGAGGAGCCAAUGGACCUGGGUACUGUCCAGACCAAGCUUUCUAACAACGAAUACGAAAAUGGUGACGAUUUCGAGAGAGAUGUGAGACUUGUUUUCAGUAACUGUUACGCAUUCAAUCCAGAAGGAUCACCUGUCAACAUGAUGGGCCAUAGGCUCGAGGCAGUAUUUGAUAAGAAGUGGGCCGAAAAGCCAGCUCCUGCCCCAAGCCCUCAAGCAAUGUCUGACUAUGAUUCUGAUGAAGACGAGGAUGAUGAGGAUGUUCAAAUCGACGACUCCUUGCUGACGAACCCUGCAAUCGAAUAUCUCGAACAGCAGAUUACCAGGAUGCAGAACGAUUUGAUAAAGAUGAAAAAGGAUCUUUACGAUCAAACAAGAAAGGAGGUUAUGAAGAAAAAGAAAUACAGCAAGAAGAGCAAGUCGAAGAAGAAGAGAAGAAGCUCGAAUUUCUCCUCUCACAAUGGAAUUUAUCCUACUAACAUCACAUAUGACAUGAAGAAGGAGAUUUCGGAGGCUUUGAAUGUAGUCACUGAGAGCAGACUGAAGGUUGUUUUGAAUAUCAUAAGAGAGGGAAUGCCUGAUUUGGACCAAGAAGAUGAAAUCGAACUAGAUAUGGACCAAAUGGACUCUGAAACGUUGAUGAAGCUCUAUGACUAUUUGGUCGCAAAGCCAAAGGAGAAGUCGGGCUCCAAAAAUGGGAAGAAGAAGAAGGGCCUCUCGAACUCUGAGAAGAUUGAAAGAAUCAAGAAUCAGCUCGAGCAGUUUGAUCAGGUCACUGCCAAUAAUGAGAGCUCUGAUGACGACGAUGAUGAAUCCGAAAGUUCUGAAGAAGAGUAA